Salarias fasciatus (jewelled blenny) is the source of this 1287-nucleotide messenger RNA. RefSeq names its product annexin A4-like. Gene Ontology annotation, cellular component: plasma membrane; nucleus; vesicle membrane. The record is from RefSeq and is a predicted model, not a curated record. Bases 21 to 1184 code for a protein of 387 amino acids. Lineage: Eukaryota; Metazoa; Chordata; Actinopteri; Blenniiformes; Blenniidae. The transcript is spliced from 15 exons. Gene Ontology annotation, molecular function: calcium ion binding; calcium-dependent phospholipid binding; phosphatidylserine binding.
GAACUGCACAGACUUGGAACAUGAGGGAGCCUAUGAUCACGUUUUUUGGAAUCUCCAGUUUGGAAACCUACACUCCUUUCACAAUGGCUGCAAUUGGAAACCGUGGAACAGUGACCAAGGCGUCCGGUUUUAAUGCCCAGGCCGAUGCCCAGAAGCUGCAGGAGGCUAUGAAAGGAGCCGUUUUUGGAAUCUCCAGUUUGGAAACUGACACUCCUUUCACAAUGGCUGCAUUUGGAGACCGUGGAACAGUGACAGAGGCGUCCUGUUUUGAUGCCCAGGCCGAUGCCCAGAAGCUGCGGGAGGCCAUAAAAGGAGCCGGCACCAAUGAGGCCACUAUCAUCGAGGUCCUGGCCCACCGUACUAUUAUCCAGAGGCAACGCAUCAAGGAGGCCUACAAGCAAACAGUGGGGAAGGACCUGGCUGAUGAUCUGUCCUCUGAGCUGAGUGGGAACUUCAGAGAUGUCGUUCUGGGUCUGCUGAUGCUCGCUCCUGUGUACGACGCCAAUGAGCUGAGGAACGCCAUGAAGGGAUCUGGUACAGACGAGGCCUGUCUGAUUGACAUACUCGCCUCAAAGUCAAACACUGAGGUGAAAACCAUCAUCUUGGCCUACAAGAAAGAAUAUGGGGAGGACCUGGAGGAGGCUGUUACUGGAGAAACAUCUGGAAUGUUUCAGAGGGUUUUGGUCUCUUUACUCUCGGCUGCCCGGGAUGAGAGCGACAGAGUGGACGAGGCCCAGGUUGUCCAAGAUGCCAAGGAAAUCUACGAGGCUGGGGAGGCCGAAUGGGCUACAGAUGAGGAUAAAUUUCUCUCUGUGCUUUGCGGAAGGAACCAACACCAUCUUCUGAAAGUGUUUGUGGCGUAUCAGAAGAUUUCUGGAAGAGACAUAGAGGAGAGCAUCGAGAGUGAGAUGUCUGGCCCUCUGGCGGACGUCUUUCUGGCCAUAGUGAAAUGCCUGAGGAACAAGUCAGCCUUCUUUGCUGGGCGGCUAUACAAAUCAGUGACGGGGCCUGGCGUCACAGAUUCUAUCCUCAUCAGAACAGUGGUCUCCAGGGCUGAGAUUGACAUGCUGAACAUUAAAGCUCAAUUUCAAAGGAUGUACGGAAAGUCUCUGUCCUCCAUCAUCAAGGCAGACACAUCUGGUGACUACUGCCAAAUCCUUCUGGAACUGUGUGGAGGCGAGUGAAAGAAAGAGACACAAUGACGUCCUUUUAACUCUUCAUUUCACAAAAAAAAAGGUCUGAGCUUUUGUUGUAUCUGGCUUGCAAAAUGAAUAAAGUAGCCGGAGA